CACAAGAGAUGGAUGGAUGGAUCCUACAAUGUUACACUUGGGGGCCUGAAGGUUACCAGGAGUGCCAGUAGGAAGGCUGGGACCCGGGGCAAGGCUGCAGCCACCAAGCAGGCCCAACGUGGCUCUUCCAAUGUCUUCUCGAUGUUCGAACAAGCCCAGAUUCAGGAAUUCAAGGAAGCCUUUAGCUGCAUUGACCAGAACAGAGAUGGCAUCAUCUGCAAGUCAGACCUGAAGGAGACCUAUUCCCAGCUCGGGAGGGUAAGUGUCCCAGAGGAGGAACUGGACGCCAUGCUGCAAGAAGGGAAGGGCCCCAUCAACUUCACGGUCUUCCUCUCACUCUUCGGGGAGAAACUCAAUGGGACUGACCCUGAGGAAGCCAUCCUGAGUGCCUUCCGAAUGUUUGACCCCAACAGCCAGGGAGUGGUGAACAAGGAGGAGUUCAAGCAGCUUCUCAUGACCCAGGCAGACAAGUUCUCUCCUGCUGAGGUGGAGCAGCUGUUUGCGCUGACACCCAUGGACCUGGCAGGCAACAUCGACUACAAGUCUCUGUGCUACAUCAUCACCCACGGGGAUGAGAAAGAGGAGUAGAGACGCGCUGGGUUCACCUCAAUAAACUCUGUGCCUGAACU
Arvicanthis niloticus (Nile rat) is the source of this 629-nucleotide messenger RNA. RefSeq names its product myosin light chain 7 (gene Myl7). Lineage: Eukaryota; Metazoa; Chordata; Mammalia; Rodentia; Muridae. Gene Ontology annotation, molecular function: calcium ion binding. The record is from RefSeq and is a predicted model, not a curated record.